ACGUAAUGUUGUGCGUGCUGUUCGUUUGCUCACGAAUUGGUACGCUAUAAUAUUUGUGAGAUCGUUCGGAGGGAAUUAAACGGCAACGAGGGGCGAUGCGCGGGUCUGCAUCCGGCCGUUCCUAAUUUCGGUGUCGCGCCCAUCGCGAAGUUUAUCGAAAGCCUCAAACGACGUACAGCACGCGUGAUGCAGCUGAUCCCUUCGCUAUAACCUGUUCAUUCUGGAAUUUGCACUCUCUCGUAGGUGCUGCAAUAUUCCGAUGAAACUUCAACGAACUGUCCGAGUUCCUUUUGUGACCUUUGAUUGACUUUUAGAGGGACAGAAUGUCACAAUCAAGCGGUUACCAGUAUCCACUAUAUGUAGAACCCAAUAAUGCUUUGAAGAAUAAUCCAUCACCUAUGGUGAAUGGUCAGAGUUCCAUACCUCAACAGAAUGGUAUGCAGUCCCCUCAUUUCAAUCUAACUGGUACACCAUCAUCACAAUCCUCGCGCGAUCCAUCCAGAGAAACCUCCAGAGAUCCAUCACCAACUCAAUAUCUUCACAACCAGUAUCGGCCUCAGUUACCUCGACCGCCAAUGCCACCAAUAACUGGAUCACAGAGCUCCGGUGUAUUGCCUCCGCCACCUAGAACGUCGCAGCCACUCAGUUCCAUUAACCCUUAUGGUGUACACAGCCAGUACGCUACCAGUGGCCAGAACAUCGGCACGUCCUCAGCUGCCUUUAUGCCCCAACCUAGCCAGGAAAUUCACCAUAGACCUAUGAUUCCUCCGAAUCAGAUGCCUCCAAAUCAGAUACCUCCAUUGGCGAGAAACCUCGGGGCUGAAUCUGAAGCUUCGACACCUGCGGAUACUGUUAAAUCGGAAUUUGUUAAAGUGAACCAAAGUUACCAAUGGGCGACCAAUUCCCCGUCAAGCAACAUUCCGCAAGGCACUAUAGGCGUUCCUGGUGUUUCCAGUAGCGUCGAUAAGACUAGUCAAGUCUCUACAGAUCAAACAACAGGCAGCCAGUCGCCUUUUACUAGAGUAAAUCAGCCCUUGGCAUAUGAUCAGAGUCAUCCCAUUUCUUCAGCCCCAUCCAGCAUUAGUUUACCUCCUCCAAACGUCAGUCAACAUUUGAACCAAGACAGUAACAUGCAGCAGGAUCCGCAGGCUUCCAAUGUGCAAUCAUCAAGGACUUGGAAUGUUCAGGCACAAUCGCCUAUUGAUCCUUCCGAAAGCGCAAUUAGUCCACAACUCAGAUAUGGAAGCCAGCAAAGCAUAUUCAGCGCGUCAUCGACAUCUCACAUGAGUUCUAGCGUUCAGAACUUGUUCUCCGCAAGUAGUUUACAGCAAGCACAUAAUAUGGCUGUACGAAAUCCGCAGGAUUAUUGUCCUCAGCCUUUGAAGCCUCUGCCUCAGUCCCAGCAGCAUCAGCCUCUGCCUCAGUCCCAGCAUCAGCCUCUGCUCCAAUCUCAGCAUCAGUCUCAACCCCUGCCUCAGUCUCAGCCUCUGCCCCAGUCUCAGCCUCUGUCCCAGUCUCAGCCUCUGCCCCAGUCUCAGCCUCUGCUCCAGUCUCAGCCUCUGCCCCAGUCUCAACUUCAACCUCAGCCUCUGCAAAAUCUACUUACUGGCCAAAUGGACCCCAUGGGACUGGGAGGUGUUCCUCAAGGUCCGAAUGUAUAUCAAAAUUUAGCUGGUCAGAGAAAGUAUCCGCAACAGGACACUGCCAAUACCGCGAUGCCACCUCCAAGGGCUACUGUGCCCUCUUCAGGAAUUAAUCAAUUACACGCGAGACCACCAUCGUCAAGGAUGCUUCCAGGACAUCAGAUGUAUGAUACUCGUUUGCACUAUCCCGGCCCGAUGACGAAUGUUCCAUUAGACUCAUUAAAUAGAAGAUACCCUAAUACGUAUCCUGACCAAUUAAACCAAUUAAACAAUCAGAUGAGCAAUCUGAACGUGACACAGAGCGGCUAUGACCAAUUAUGGGGUUCGGUAGCGGUAGAUCUCUUACAGAGCAGAAAUAUACUGCCGCCUAAAAGAGUCGAGCCGCCAAAGAUUAAGUUACAACAGGAAUUGUUAGACACCGCAAAUUGUAGUCCCGAAAUAUUCAGAUGCACGCUGACGAAGGUCCCAGAUACGAACAUGCUCCUGCAGAAGUCUAGAUUGCCAUUCGGUGUGCUAAUACAUCCAUUUAAAGAUUUAAAUCAGCAUUUGCCGGUGAUUCAGUGUAAUACGAUUGUGCGUUGUCGAGCUUGCAGAACAUACAUCAACCCCUUCGUAAUUUUCAUCGAUAUGAAGAGAUGGAAGUGCAAUCUCUGCUUCAGGCUGAACGAACUACCCGAAGAAUUCCAAUAUGAUCCUGUAACGAAAUCGUAUGGCGAGCCAGCGCGACGGCCGGAAGCCAAGAACGGCACGAUCGAGUUUAUUGCGCCAAGCGAGUAUAUGCUCCGUCCACCUCAGCCCGCGGUCUACCUGUUCGUCGUAGACGUGUCUCGUCUCGCGAUAGAAAGCGGCUACUUGCAGAUCGUCUGCAACACGAUCACCGACGAGCUGUCGCGUCUACCCGGCGACAGUCGCACUCAGAUCGGUUUCCUCGCCGUCGACUCAGCCUUACACUUCUUCAGCAUGCCCGACAACGUCUCGCAGCCGCACGAAAUGAUCAUGCUGGACAUCGACGACGUGUUUCUGCCGUGCCCCGAGAACCUGAUUGUGAAUCUGAAGGAGCGCGAGGAGCUCGUUCGCGACCUCCUCGCCCAGUUGCCCGUCAAGUUCCACGGCACACACGACACCAGCUGCGCCCUCGGCGCCGCUCUUCAAGCCGCCUAUAAGCUACUUUUCGCGACCGGAGGGCGCGUCACAGUUUUCCAGACCUGUCUGCCUAAUUAUGGCCCAGGCGCUUUGCAGUCGCGAGAGGACCCCAACGCUCGAGCGGGCAAAGACGUGCCGCAUCUCAAUCCGGCGACAGACUUCUAUAAGAGAUUCGCCCUGGAUUGCAGCGGACAGCAAAUUGCGAUCGACAUGUUUCUGUUGAACAGUCAAUACAGCGACCUGGCAACUUUGUCGUGCAUGUCGAAGUUCACGGGUGGCUGCAUCUUCCACGUGCCGUUGUUUCGAGCUUCAAAGCCGCAGAGCGCGGAGACGUUGGAGAGAAUGCUUCGCCGGUACCUGACGAGAAAAAUUGGCUUCGAGGCGGUAAUGAGGAUUCGUUGUACUCGCGGGCUCAGCAUCCAAGCUUUCCACGGCAGCUUUUUCGUCCGGUCGACCGAUCUUCUCUGUUUGCCAAACAUCAACCCGGAUGCGGGCUUCGGCAUGCAAAUCGCUAUCGAGGAGAACCUUUCCGAUCUGCAGAGUGUGUGCUUCCAAGCAGCUCUACUCUACACUUCGAGCAAAGGCGAACGAAGAAUCAGAGUGCACACUCUAUGCUUGCCGAUCGUGAAAAAUUUAUCAGACAUUUUACAUGCCGCGGAUCAACAAUGUAUAAUAGGCCUUUUGUCGAAAAUGGCUGUUGAUCGGUCGCUUCAAUCAUCCUUGUCGGACGCCAGAGACGCAUUGAUAAACGUCGCCAUCGAUGUCCUAUCCACGUACAAAUUGUUACAAUCCAGCGGUACUGGGAGACUUUUGGCGCCGGAAAGCUUAAAGUUGUUGCCGUUAUACAUCAUCGCCUUGCUGAAAAGCCUGGCGUUCAGAUCCGGCACCAGCACGCGCUUGGACGAUCGCGUGUUCGCUAUGUUCCAAUUGAAAACACUACCGUUGGCGCAACUGAUGCAAAUGGUUUACCCCGACCUGUACCCGGUGCACGCACUCGACGACCGCAACGCUAAAGACGUCGACGGUAAGAUCUGCCCGCAACCACCGCGACUUCAUCUAUCCGCGGAACGACUCGACGCUCGGGGUGUUUUCCUCCUGGAUGCCGGCGACAAAAUCUACAUUUACAUCGGCAAGAACAUUAAUCCGGUAUUCUGUUCCGCUGUAUUCGGGGUCCCGGCAUUUGCUUCUAUCCCGGAGGAACUGUAUGAACUGCCGGAACUGGACACGAUGGAGAACGAACGGUUGCGACAUUUUAUAUUCAGUUUGCAAGAGGAGAAAUCGUUCUCAGUACCUAUACAAAUCAUCAGGGAGGACAGCCAUUUCAGAACACUAUUUGUCGAACGACUAAUAGAAGACCGAUUCGAGACGGCGCUCAGUUAUUACGAGUUCUUGCAACAUCUCAAGAUACAGGUGAAAGAGUGACCGAUCUGAUUCCAUUGGGAGUCAUUGGAUUCAUGAAUCACAGAAUCACAUUGCAAUGUGAUUAAGAAUAAUGCGCGAUUCCAUUAUCGAUCGGUCGUGGGUUCAUACGAGAAAUAUCGGACGAGUGGUUCAAGAACUAUUUUGCCAUACGCAGCAGUGAUAGCCUUACCGACAGACACUGACGCAUUUAAAUAUGGUAGAUUGUAAUUAUUGUUAUUAUUAAUACUAUUAUUACGAUUGUUUACCAUCGAUAUCGCUGAUACACGGAUUCGCGUUCUCUCGUUGCGCGCGCAUCCACAAUGGGAUAAAUAUGUAUAACUUCUUUGUACACGCUUGUGCUCGUCCAGUAAACGAUAGUCUAUUUUUUACAAUUUCGUGCUAUAUUCGUAGCACUUUUAAUUCGCGCGAUUUUUACCUGAGCAGUGAUAGAAUUUUUUUUUCGUUGAUCCGUUGAGAUAGAAUAUCGAUAUGACGAAUAAACUUGUUUCCGUUCUCACACGGAAUGUUUUUUUAAAACUAUUUUGUUUCGUUAUUCUACAAUCCUUUUCGCGAUUUACGAAAAAAAGAAGCGCGAAAGUUGUCUAUCCCUAUCUUAUUUAUUUCGUUACGAAAAAUAUUAUCUACAAAACGUUAUUUAGGAAAUGUUACUUAUAAAAUAUUAUUUACAAACUAUUAGAGGGUAAUUAGAUCAAUGCGGAUGUUCUGCGGAUGUUUUGGUAUAAAAGUAGCAAUGAUAAAAUUGUUUGCUGGGCGAGUGUCGCGAGGCGGAAACAUUUCACGGUGAUAAGCAAUGCACACUUGCAAAUUAAUCACCUGCAGGCAAUAAAGAGGGCAAAACAGCUGGAAAGUUCUUAUUCAAAGUGAUUAAUUCUACAUUAAUUCGCUCGACAAUGUGACGCGCUAAAUGGCAAUGUGUAAAAUUCGACUUUCGCAGCGAGCAAAGUCACGAAAUAUUUCAACGAUGAUUUUUCGAACGGUCGACGAAAGUUGCACAGUUGCAAUUGAAUUACUUAAAUAAUUAAUUGUACACAGGGAGGAGGAAGGGAUGGAGGUGGUGAAGGAGGAUGAUUUCGCGAUAAUGUAAAAUAUUGAUAAUAAAUUUUCGAGACGGUUCGCCUGUAAA
This is a messenger RNA of Dinoponera quadriceps, 5331 nucleotides long. RefSeq names its product protein transport protein Sec24A (gene Sec24AB). The coding region runs from base 324 to 4208 and encodes 1294 amino acids. The record is from RefSeq and is a predicted model, not a curated record. Lineage: Eukaryota; Metazoa; Arthropoda; Insecta; Hymenoptera; Formicidae. Gene Ontology annotation, cellular component: COPII vesicle coat; endoplasmic reticulum exit site. The transcript is spliced from 16 exons. Gene Ontology annotation, biological process: endoplasmic reticulum to Golgi vesicle-mediated transport; COPII-coated vesicle cargo loading; intracellular protein transport. Gene Ontology annotation, molecular function: zinc ion binding; SNARE binding.